Molecule: messenger RNA, 564 nt
Organism: Rotaria sordida
Lineage: Eukaryota; Metazoa; Rotifera; Eurotatoria; Philodinida; Philodinidae
Source: the annotation of a GenBank genome assembly
AUGAGUAUUGGGCACGACACUGCACCUCAAUCUACAACAUCCCGCAGAAAUCGUUGGGAUCCGUUGUCAGAUAGUGAAAGACACAAAUUUGGUGUUCAAAGUACUCCACCACUUUCACUUCGUCAAUUUAUUCGGUCAACCAUCACCGUUAUCCCAGAUGGUAAACACUGGAAACCGACUGGAAUUCACCAUGCGCCUGUUGUUCACGAAGAACAGUUACCAAAUCAUCUGCCUGAAAUCGUUGUAAAACCACAGAAGAACUCACGACCCCCUUGGUGUCCAUCUGGUCCUAUCAAAUAUAAACGACCUAAAUCACCAACUGCCGAGAACAAACGACAAAAGUCUGAAGACGUUACAAAUGAUUCUCAAUCAAAUACGAAUUCAAAUCUGCACCCCAAAGCUACUCGAAAAUUAGUGAAACCGUGGAAUCCUUCUGGCAAUUCAUAUUACAAACCAGUAGCAUACUUUGAUCCGCCAAGUUUAAGAUGGUCAUCUCAACAAAUUAAACAAUCAAUGCCCGAAUUCAAACCAACAAUAAAGAAUUCACCUACGAAUCCAAAAUGA